AUGGCGACCUCAUUACUGAGACUCGGACGACUCGGAUCUCUCAAGUGUCUCCAGCAGGAAAGCUGGGGCGCUCUGAGGACCCAGUUCACUGCUGCAUUCUGCACUAAAGUCGCGGAGCCCAAGAAACCAGCAAAGAAAGCGAAAGCUUCAAUCGUAGAGGCGCCUGAGGAGAGGGCGGCUCUGCUAGCCUACAAGACCCCUGUUGCCUUUCCUACUAGACUUUCCGCUCCUGGAUUAAUCAGUCAAGGUGUCGCACUGGGUGCCACGUCUCCAGAAUCGGCCGAUCGCGGUUCUGGCGGAGCCGAAGCAGAAACGAGUCGAUCCAGUGAGGCCGCUGCAUCCCCAGUAAAAGAAACCAGUCAGUCAAAAGAUGAAGAAUCUUCUUCAUCUUCAUCCUCGAGUGACUCGGAGUCGGAUUCUGAUUCAGAUUCAGACGAUGAAAACCCAGACGAGCCUAAAAAGACGGAAGAUAAAACUAAACACAGGAUUGAUAAAACUGAAACCGUAGUCGAGCCUGGAGCGAAGAAAGAUGACGUCUCAUCCAGAGCUGAAAAAAAUAACUUGACUGUUGGGUCCGACCCAGUAAAGAAGCCAGAACUUCCCCCUAAAAUAGCUAAAGAUGAUGUUGCUGCGUCUAAAGAUGUGUCUGCUCCAAGUGCAGACACCCAGGAGGUCGUUGACCCUGCUCCAACCUUAUCUACAUCAUCUGCUGAGGAGAUCGCUCAUGAAAAGCAAGCAGAAGCACAACCUGAAUCUGUCACAGAGGUUCCUGGGUCCGACCCAGCAAAGAAGCCAGAGCUUCCUCCUAAAACUGCUAAAGAUGAUGUUGCUGCGUCUAAAGAUGUGUCUGCUCCAAGUUCAGACACCCAGGAGGUCGUUGACCCUGCUCCAACCUUAUCUACAUCGUCUGCGGAGGAGAUCGCUCAUGAAAAGCAAGCAGGAGCACAACCUGAAUCUGAGGUUCUUCUGGAUCAGGCGUCUUCAGAAGCAGUUCCACAAGCCAAAGAUUCUGCCGCUGAGAUUCCUGAGACAGGAGCUACAGAUACGCCAAAAAACGUCCCUGACUUUGCCAAAGAGGAGGAACCCGAAGUUAGAACAGAAGAACAGAGGAACGUUUCUGGAGCUGAAGAGCUGGUCGACGCCGCCCCUGUCAUUUCUGAUGCAGCAGAAGCCUCCACUGAAAGCGGAGUAGCUGCAGCACACCAGGAAGCUGCUCCAGCACCAGUGGCAGCAGCACCAGCACCAGCACCAGAACCCUUCGACAACAGCUCCUACCAGAACCUGCAACACCACAGUUAUCACACCUACACCUACGUAGACAUGGACGUGGAAAUGGCCAAGCAUCGUCUGCCCCAGCCCUCCACAGGAAGAGCCUCACCCAGGGACUGAGCUCUCCCUCGGCGGGGGUCGUGGAUCCGUCCCUGCGCUCCGUAGUGAUCAAAGUCCCGCCGCGUUUGCUUGGCUCUGGUUUGUUUAUUGGAUGGUUUAUUGGAUGGUUGGUCACACUGCGGCUUUUCAUGUGUAAGACACGUCUGCAAUUAUUAAAGUAUAUUCAUUCAUAAGGAGAAAAA
Molecule: messenger RNA, 1571 nt
Organism: Trichomycterus rosablanca
Lineage: Eukaryota; Metazoa; Chordata; Actinopteri; Siluriformes; Trichomycteridae
Gene: ndufv3
Product: NADH:ubiquinone oxidoreductase subunit V3
Exons: 4
Coding region: 1-1389 (462 amino acids)
Biological process (GO): mitochondrial ATP synthesis coupled electron transport
Cellular component (GO): mitochondrion
Source: RefSeq, a predicted model, not a curated record